AGUGCUGCCAACGCCCUGGCGGAGAAGCUGAGGUUAUCAUCGAAUUUGAAAUAUUUAAAGUGAAUACAAAACUGUUUCAGCAAUGCAGACAAUUAAGUGUGUUGUUGUGGGCGAUGGUGCCGUUGGUAAAACAUGUCUUCUGAUAUCCUACACAACAAACAAAUUUCCGUCUGAGUAUGUACCGACUGUUUUUGACAACUAUGCAGUCACAGUUAUGAUUGGUGGAGAGCCAUAUACUCUUGGACUUUUUGAUACUGCAGGGCAAGAGGAUUAUGACAGAUUACGACCGCUGAGUUAUCCACAAACAGAUGUAUUUCUAGUCUGUUUUUCAGUGGUCUCUCCAUCCUCAUUUGAAAAUGUGAAGGAAAAGUGGGUGCCUGAAAUAACUCACCAUUGUCCAAAGACUCCUUUCUUGCUUGUUGGGACCCAAAUUGAUCUCCAAGAUGACCCCUCUACGAUUGAGAAACUUGCCAAGAACAAACAGAAGCCUAUCACUCCAGAGACUGCUGAAAAGCUGGCCCGUGACCUGAAGGCGGUCAAGUAUGUGGAGUGUUCUGCACUCACACAGAAAGGCCUAAAGAAUGUAUUUGACAAAGCAAUACUGGCUGCCCUGGAGCCUCCCGAACCGAAGAAGAGCCGCAGGUGUGUGCUGCUAUGAACAUCUCUCCAGAGCCCUUUCCGCACAGCUGGUGUCAGCAUCGUACUAAAAGCAAUGUUAAAUCAAACUAAAGAUUAAAGAUUAAAAUUCGUUUUUGCAAAAAAAAAAAA
Molecule: messenger RNA, 768 nt
Organism: Odobenus rosmarus divergens (Pacific walrus)
Lineage: Eukaryota; Metazoa; Chordata; Mammalia; Carnivora; Odobenidae
Product: cell division control protein 42 homolog
Exons: 1
Coding region: 83-658 (191 amino acids)
Source: RefSeq, a predicted model, not a curated record